GUCGACGCCGAACUCGAAUUCCUCGGCAGCACUGCCACCAGCGCCGGCACCGCCUUGACUGGCAUUCUCUCCAAGCAAAAUGGGUGUAGCGAGAAGCUGAUCGCUGAGCAGCUUGGAACUGGGGGGAAUAACCUCCAGAUGCGAGCCCUGGCCACUGCCCUUGACUAUUUCGUUGAACGCCGUGAGCUUCUUCUGAUUCUCCUCAUCUAUAUCGCCAAACAGCACAAAGUCGACACUCGUGUUGGCCUUCUUCAUCUUCUUGGCGAGCUUGACCAGGUCGCUCUCGAUGUCUUCGAUGGGGGAGCAGACAAACACGACGAUGCGCGCCCGCUGGGAUUUGUUUUGUCGGUGCUUGAGGGCGAGCUACAGAAGACACCAUCGGUCAGUAUUAUGAGAAGUCGAUCCUCACUGCGCAGCAACUCACAUGUGCUACUUGAAUACCAGUCGCAAGAUGAGCGGAUCCACGGAUGUUCUUUUUCGUCCGAUGCAAGCCUUCGAGGAUCUUGCCUUGAUCUACCGUAAGAGUCGCCAGAACCUCAGGGCCCUUGCCGCCCAUGCUCAUAAGACCGACCGACGACUCGGGGUUGCCCUGGAUGACGUUCUGGAAGAGGAUGUUAAUGGCAUCGCAUUGCGCCUCGAACCGGGUUGGUGUGUAGUCGCCGUUCCUGCUGCUCUCGCUGUUGUCCACCACGAUCAUGACCGCCUCGAGCACCAUGUUGGGCAGUUGGUUUGGGGUGUUGUCUGAAUAAGGAGAAGCAAAAUUGGAUUGGCCGUAGUUUAUCAGUAAAACACUGACAAAGGGAGAUGGGCUGUGCAAUUGUCGGGUGGUUUGAAGUUGAAGCUUCGAAAAGCAACUGGAAGUCAAUGUGCUGGGGUAACAGAGCUCCCGCCUGCGUAAGGCGGUUCAGCCUGGAGACCGUCACGCCGACACCCAACCCUGGUCCAAAGCCUCAAGGUAGCGUCACCGAUAAGGCCUCACACUGUGCCGCUAUCAGCAGGUAGCGGUACCACCUGGGGAUGCGCCUGGCUGACCCCACCAAAAUUCAAGCCCCACAGGCAACCGUGCGCCCCCAAACACCUAGCUCUGGCAUUUGUUUACUUUGCAAACGCGGGCCACUCACGUCAAAGAUGGCGGGUAGCCCUUCCCACAUUUCGACUGUUCACUCAACUCGCCCCUGACGGAUCUUGUUUUGACCAGAAUUUGGCACAGGACUUCUACAAUUCAAAUAUUCUACGGACGAAAUACUUGAUCUAUCUCCUACAACCGCGUUCAUCAGCCUAUUGCGCCGUAAUUUCUUCCCAAUCCGAUAAAAUCACAGAAUCAAUGUCGAGCGACAACGAAAUGGCCAUGGUGCCGACAGAAACGGCCCUAGACGGUCAAAGGAGUCCGAUCAAGAUGAGGAAAAGAGGUGUCACAGCCACGCAGAAGCAGGCUCUCAUGGAGAACCUUCAACUCGAGAUUACCGAACGAGCCCGCAAACUCCGAACAAACUACAGCAUCCACGCGCAAAGUCUUCGGACACGAAUUGAAAUACGCGUCAACCGCAUCCCAAUGUCCCUCCGAAAAAUGAAGAUGGGCGACUUGCUUGACAAGUACUCCAACCAACAACGACCCCCCGUAGCCGGCUACCUCAAAGGACCCCCCGUACCAGAAAAGGACUCCAACCCUUCCAAGGUCUACCCUCCCCGAGCAGGAGGCGUGACCUACCCAUCCGCAGCAGCAGGUGCCCCGCCCAAGCGCCGCAGCCACGAGAUGACCGGCGGCGACAAGGAAAACGAAAACGACGCGCUCGCUAACCCGAAGAAGCGUCCCAGAGCCGAGCAAUUGCCGCCGCCAUCGUCAUCCCAGGCGCAGCCUCCUCCACCACGAAGCCAAAACAACAGCAACGUCCUCUCCCCCACCUCCUCAAACACCCGGAUGGCCGGUAGAUGCAACCCCACGACUACACCAGGCAACACCAUCCGCUCGGGAAUCGCCCGCCCAACGGGAAAUGUCUCCCCGACCAAAGGCACCACGUCAACCUCCCACUCUUUACACAAUACCAUCUCCCGUCCCCCACCGUCCGUCUCCCGCCCUGGAACAUCGGCUUCGGUCAGAAAAAUGAACUUUUCAUCAUCCACCUCCACCACAGCCUCUUCCUCCGCAGUGAAGAGAAAACGCGCCUUGACAGCUGCUGCGCCUACCCCGCAAGCGGUAAGAACAACCGGUGCCAACCGGACUGGGCAACAACAACGAAGGAUUAGUGGCACUUCGGAGUCUAGCGAGGCGAGCACGGGAACGGUGAUUAAGAAGCGGCCGGCGACGGCGCCGGGGGAGAGGCCCCCGAUCACGAAGGCGAUGGCUGGGGGAAGUGGGCACGCAAAGAGCAAGAGUGGUGUUUCUGGGGUGGGAGUGGGGAAGAAGGCGGCGACUGUUGGGGCGAGCGCGGGGAAGAAGGUCGUUGCCGCUGCGGCGGCGGGAGGGAAGGUUGGGACGACGGGGAGUGCAGCGGGACGGGUGUUGAGGAAGAGGGCGCAGGUGUAG
Molecule: messenger RNA, 2524 nt
Organism: Podospora pseudopauciseta
Lineage: Eukaryota; Fungi; Ascomycota; Sordariomycetes; Sordariales; Podosporaceae
Exons: 2
Coding region: 1325-2524 (399 amino acids)
Biological process (GO): mitotic sister chromatid segregation
Cellular component (GO): chromosome passenger complex; chromosome, centromeric region; spindle midzone
Source: RefSeq, a predicted model, not a curated record